CUGAAAACUAACCUAACCCUACUGCAGUCUUCAUGUUGUAACGUGUUGUGAGCACUAAUCUUCCGUUCACAUCCAAGGCUUUAAAUGAGAUACUAAAUCGACCGGCCCUCUGCUGCUCUAUCCUUCAUAGUACAAACCUUGAGAGGUAUUUGAUCUCUCUUCUAUAAUCAUGGAAUACCUAAGUGGUGCAACAGCCUCCGUUAUUUCCAUGGGCCGGCAUAUCGCCCAAGAACAUACAACCGCUCUUGCUGUCGGUGGUACGGGGCUUGCCCUUGCUACAGCGCCUAUCAUCGGGCCUGCAGUACUCGGUGCUGUCGGUUUCAGUGUCUCGGGGCCUGUUGCGGCCUCUUUUGCUGCAGUAUGGCAAUCUUCACUCGGGGCGGUUCAGGCUGGGAGUCUGUUUGCCACCCUACAAGGUGCUGCGAUGGGAGGUGCUGCUGCAGGGAUAUUCACAGCAGCCUCAAAUAUCGGGAUUGGGAUGACGGGUUUCGCAGUAAUCGAAACACAGUGGACUCAUAUAAGAAAUGGGCUAUGGUUGAAGCGUGAUGGUGAUCAGUCUGAUAAAACCGGAUAUUCUUAUGAAGAUUCUCCCAUCGACACCACCAAAUGCAUGACAAACAACCCACACAUGCUUGAUGGAAACGAUCUCUUAGCCACCGAAUUUACGAAAUUACGGAAAAUAGACAUGUCCUAGUCGGAGAGGGCUUGGGAGGAAUUGCUCUUUGUUUGCGUGUGUGUGUGUGUGUGUGUGUGUGUCCGGGUAAUGUUCUCCGAGUGAGUGUUUCGGGGUGGC
Messenger RNA from Aspergillus homomorphus CBS 101889, 793 nucleotides. RefSeq names its product interferon alpha-inducible IFI6/IFI27 family protein. NCBI's taxonomy places the organism in Eukaryota, Fungi, Ascomycota, Eurotiomycetes, Eurotiales, Aspergillaceae. The transcript has 2 exons. Gene Ontology annotation, cellular component: membrane. The record is from RefSeq and is a predicted model, not a curated record. The coding region runs from base 170 to 694 and encodes 174 amino acids.